UCCAACGUCCAAUAAGCAAAAGCAAAAGCGAAGAAGGUGGUGUGUGCUGCUUUAUUCAAACCCAUUAUUUUAUUGGGGAAGGGAAAGGAAGGGAAGUGGGGAGAGCAAAGGAAUAAAGCAGCAACUGUUUGGGGGAAAGGGAAGUCGUGACAAGAAGAUCAGGAUUGGAAUCAAUGGUUCAAUCCCUAGGGAGGACAAAUAAACAAUAUGCCAAGCCCAGGAAUGGCCCCAACUUGGCCCUGGCGCCCACGAGGUACCUUUGGCAAAAAGGCCGGACUUUUUGUUAAGGGGACGGAUCCUGCUCCCAAGUGGAACCCUGAGGAGAUCCCAUGGGCUGAGAUCGGAGUUGACUAUGUUGUUGAGGCGACUGGUUUGUCCACUGAGAUGGUCAAGGCUGCUGCUCACUUGAAGGGUGGUGCAAAGAAGGUCAUCAUCACUAAUAUUAGCAAGGAUGUACCUAUGUAUGUAUUUGGUGUGAAUGAGAAGGAAUACAAGCCAGAGAAUGACAUUGUUUCCAGUGCUAGCCUCAUCACCCACCACCUUGUUCCCAUUCUUGAGGUUCUCCAUGAGAGGUUUGGAAUGGUUGAGGCUGUUAUAAAGAUUCACGACUCAACCAUUGCUACACAGUAUAUUGAUGGACCAUCAACGAUAGAGUACAUGGAUAGAAGGCCUGCUUUUUUCAACCCAGUUCCUAUAUUCACCAGUGGUGCUGAAGUUCUCUAUGGCAGUUUUGGAAUUGGCGGGCAUCUUAUGCCUUCACUCAACACCUUCUUUGCCAUCGCUGAUGCUGUCAACAUAAGCUCAGUGGAGUGGAUAGUUCUUGUUUUCUCGCAAAUUGGAUGUGUGAUUUUGGUGUCAUUAAUCUACUUGGCCGUUGGAAAAGUUCUUGCCUACCUUUAUGGUAAAUUAACUGGAACGGUCUCCCAUGAUCCAACUAUGGAUGGAUCAAUUGUUGUUCUCACUGUCAGGCUUGAGGAGCAGGCAACUCUUGAGGACAUCAAAGCAGCUAUCAAGGAGGAGUCUGAGGGAAAGUUCAAGGGGAUUUUGGGCUACGUUGAAGGUGCUCAUUCCAGAGACUUACCUAGUGACAUAAGGUCAAGUAGUAUUUUCAGCACCAUGUUCACUGCUUGUUUUGCUUUGAACAAUAAAUGUUUCAAAUUCAUCUUCUGCUGUGACAACCAGUGGGGUUAUAGCUGUCGUGUAAUUGACUUGAUUCUCCAUAUGGACUCUGUCCAAGCUCAAAGCUAAACUAAUUUCAGGCGAUCAAUAUUUCCCGUUGCCGCAAAUAAACCUAGAUGUUACUUAUGACGACCUUUAUGUUAUGUUUCUAAUAUUUCCAUAGGAAAUACCGUAUGCUCAUGUUGAACUUACUUCCGAAUUUUUUGAAUUGUUUUCCCCUUUUUAGUACCACCAAAUUUGAAGCGGAUCUGAACAUCGUAUA
Molecule: messenger RNA, 1441 nt
Organism: Rubroshorea leprosula
Lineage: Eukaryota; Viridiplantae; Streptophyta; Magnoliopsida; Malvales; Dipterocarpaceae
Source: the annotation of a GenBank genome assembly